AUGCAUACAUUAUUUGGCGUAUGUGAUGAUAAAUGCACUAAGAAAACACAAGAAGCUAUAAAAAAAACAGAAGAAUCCGGAACUAACAUAUUGCAUAUAAUGGAAACCCAAACUACUGUAGUAAAAUCAACAAUAAGAAAUAUUGGUAACACAUUAAAUCAAACCGGACAACUAUACAAUAUUAUUACGGAAAGGGAGCAAAAACUAUAUGAAAAAAUGUCAAAAAUACAGAAUAAAACAAACGAUUUAUUAGAUUUGUUAAUGAAAAAUGAAAUACAUAAUUUAUAUACAAUAAUUACAAAUCAAUAUUCUUACGAAACAGAAACAUUAGGGCAAAUAGUAACUGCCGCUAGAGAAGGAAUGAUACAUCCAAGUCGUAUGACACCGCAAGAACUAGCAUCAACAUUAAAAACAAUAGAACAAACUAUAAAGAAAACAUAUAGUAUUCCGGUGGGAACAAGGAGAUGGGAACUAAAUGAAUUUCAAAAAAUUACAAAAAUAAGAAUCUACUAUACAGACAACAAAUUAGUAUUUGAUAAAGUAAUACCAUUAAUUGUUGACACUGAACUUACAUUAUAUAAGUUAACAUCAGUACCAAUGCGUCAUAAGCAAGAUAAUUCUAGUGGGUGGUACAUGAUGGACAUUACUUACAAUAAUAUUGCUGUAACCAGAGGAUAUAAAAAGUUUACUACAUACACAGAUCAACAAUUAAACGAAUGUAAUGAAACUUCAAUAUACAGAAUAUGUAAAACACCACAACCUAUACAGGAAAACAACGAACGCCAACCAUGCGAAGUGCAAAACUUCAUAAAAUCUGACACAUAUUCUAAUCCUGAGAUAUGUAUGGUAAAGAAAAUUAAUUUAAAGAGAAGCAUAUACCAAAAAUUGCGAAAUAAGAAUACAUGGAUUCAUGCAGGAAAAGAGACACUAACAAUAAGUUGCACCAACCUAAUAGAUUCAUUCAUAACAGAAACAAAUGAAGCAGGAGAAAUAACUAUAAAAGACAUCAGUUGCCAAGUAUUAGCACGGAAACUUUAA
This is a messenger RNA of Macrosiphum euphorbiae (potato aphid), 1038 nucleotides long. Lineage: Eukaryota; Metazoa; Arthropoda; Insecta; Hemiptera; Aphididae. The record is from the annotation of a GenBank genome assembly.